Molecule: messenger RNA, 987 nt
Organism: Fragaria vesca subsp. vesca
Lineage: Eukaryota; Viridiplantae; Streptophyta; Magnoliopsida; Rosales; Rosaceae
Product: cyclin-dependent kinase F-4-like
Exons: 1
Coding region: 1-987 (328 amino acids)
Biological process (GO): protein phosphorylation; intracellular signal transduction
Cellular component (GO): nucleus; cytoplasm
Molecular function (GO): protein serine/threonine kinase activity; ATP binding
Source: RefSeq, a predicted model, not a curated record
AUGGAGAGAUACCAUAUCAUCAAGCAAGUUGGUGAAGGUAGUUUCGGGCGGGUGUAUCAGGCGAUCGACCACCUCACUGGUCAAUAUGUGGCGAUCAAACAGUUGAAGCCAAACUGUCAUCCCAUGUCGUAUCUGCCGGAAGUCCGUGCUCUCCAGAUUUUGCAGCACCCCAAGAUAGUGGGAUUCAAGGGAGCUGAACGCCAACACAACACCGUUUUCUUGGUUUUCGAGUACAUGGACGGCAGCCUUCGACAUCUCAUCAACCAUAGGCUGAGGAUGGGAGUCCCUUUCUCGGAAGCCGAGAUCAAAUUUUUUAGCUUCCAAGUCUUGCAGGGACUCGACUUCAUGCAUCGAAACCGCCGCUUCAUGCACAGGGACCUGAAGCCGGAGAAUCUCUUGGUCAACAAGCAUGGCGUCCUCAAGAUCUCGGAUCUUGGUAGUGCUACGGAGAUAGAAUCCGAUGAAAGCCUAUUCCACCAUCAUUAUGUCACCACAAGGAGUUAUCGUGCCCCGGAGAUGCUGCUUCGGAUGUUCUUGAAAAACAAGAAGCUUCGACCGUUCGAGUACGAUGAGAAAGUGGACAUGUGGGCGGUUGGGGUAAUCAUAGCUGAGCUGUAUCUCAUGCGGCCUCUCUUCAUCGCUGAGAGUUCUGCCGAUCAGUUGAAAGAGAUAUGCAAAGUGAUAGGGGCACCAACUUGGGAGUCAUGGAUGAACUGGCCUAAACUUGAGCCGGAGAAGGGUUUCGGGUUUCGAGCUUUAGUGACGUCUGCCAGUGAAUCGGCUCUCGAUCUCAUUGAGUCUCUGUGUUCUUGGGACCCAUCGAAUAGGCCAAGUGCCGCGGAAGCUCUUCGGCAUCCAUUCUUCACGAGAGGCCGGAAUGUUUUGGCUCCUCCUCCUGGGUUCUCACGUUGCCCUCGUCCAAUGAUGAGGUACGUGGUCAACAAGAAUGUUCCAAAGAUGACUAGCAUGCAGCAGCCAAUUUACUAG